Messenger RNA from Episyrphus balteatus (marmalade hoverfly), 962 nucleotides. RefSeq names its product RING finger protein nenya-like. Gene Ontology annotation, molecular function: SUMO transferase activity. Lineage: Eukaryota; Metazoa; Arthropoda; Insecta; Diptera; Syrphidae. The record is from RefSeq and is a predicted model, not a curated record. Bases 255 to 671 code for a protein of 138 amino acids. Gene Ontology annotation, biological process: homologous chromosome pairing at meiosis; protein sumoylation; reciprocal meiotic recombination. The transcript has 2 exons. Gene Ontology annotation, cellular component: synaptonemal complex.
AACAAAUUUGGGAAAAAUGUUGUUUCUGAAAUAAACGAUUCAUUUAUUAAAGAUCAUCGAAUUUAUUUAACAUAACCUGAACGCGACUAAACAUGGAAGCUUAAAUUCCCGGAUGUACUAAAAUUGCUAUAAUAACUUUUAAACGUAACGGCGUUUUAUUCCAAAUCGCAUUUAACAAAGAUCAUCGAUUAAAAACGAAGAGCUUUACAAAAUUAAAAAUUUUAUCAGAAAAGAAUAACAUUUUCAAUUAAAUUAUGAGUUGGUUACAUUGCAAUAAAUGUGGAGUUCAAAAAUCUUCAAAUAACACUGUGAAAUUUUUUUGUGGAUUUUGUAAUCAUGUGCUUUGUGCUAAAUGCAAUAAAAUAUCAAAAGUUUGUCCAUUCGACAAACGUCCUUUCAAUGGCGUCGAAAUAAAUGCAUCAAUGCCCCAAGAAAUGCGCAUCUUCUUUGAAGACCCAGAUGAAUUGGUUACGUUUUGGCAAGAUGUCAUAAGAUUUCAGUCCGAACAACGUGAUUCGUUUGAGUCGUUUGGAUUUCUUGCAAAUACUGAACAUAUAGAUCGGAAGGAGUCCGAUCAGUCUGUUCAUUCGGUAUCAUUGAAUAGAACAGCUUCAACUUCUGCAAUGAGUCUUAAUGAGUCAAGUCUUCAAGAGGAUUCAGGAGACUCGUAAAUUCUCUUUUUUUUUUUUACAGUCAAUAUGGAUUUUCAAAGUAUCUACAAACCGGAUGGGAUACUAUAAUUUUUUUUCUAUUGUCAAUCAAUCAUUAUGUUUAAUUAUGUUAAAUAAUAUUCAAAUGAAAAAUAAAUUAUGAAUACAAAAAAAGCAUUGUCGUCUAUGUGUUCCAAAUGACCUACCCAUCGCACUCGCUGUGUCUUUACUUAAUUGAGAGUGUCUUUGUACACAAACGAUACAGUUCGUUGUUGUUUCUCCUUCUCCCAUCAGCCAUCAACAUCAAUUCAC